AUGUAUCGUCAGGUGUUAGUUCAAUCUGACGACCGUGAUUUCCAACGCAUUUUAUGGCGAUUUUCUUUCAAUGAACCAAUAAAGGAGUAUCGUUUAAAUACCGUCACAUACGGACAAGCAUGCGCUUCGUAUUUAGCAGUCCGAUGCUUGAGACAAUUAGCAGUAGAAGGAAGUGAACGUUAUCCGCAAGCAGCAUACGCCUUAUUAAAUGAUACCUAUGUCGAUGAUAUAAUUUCUGGAGCGAAUACAAUAGAAGAAGCAUGUAUGCUACAAGAGCAACUAUCUGAGCUAUUGCGUGAAGGAGGAUUCAAGGCUCAUAAAUGGUGCUCGAAUUCGGAGGAUGCUUUAACGAAAGUGCCGAUAGAUCUGCGAGAAUCAAAUUCAAACUUAAACAUUGAUGCGAACGAUAUCAUUAGAACACUAGGAAUCGAAUGGAAUCCGAUCUCAGACGAAUUUCAGUUUAAUGUACAAAUAACUGCGCAUGCAUCUACUAAGCGUAAAAUGUUAUCAGCGAUUAGCAAACUAUUUGAUCCUCUAGGAUUAAUAGGUCCUGUUCUAACGGUAGCCAAAAUUUUAAUGCAAGGGCUUUGGGAAACCAAAAUUGACUGGGACGAUCCACUUCCAGAAGCGAUUUUAGACAAUUGGAAGGAUUUCCAAGAGAAUUUGAAGGAAGUGAAUACCUUUCAAAUACCUCGAUUAAUUAUUAGUUCACUAGAAGAUAGUCGAUUUUAUAUACAAGGUUUUUGCGAUGCGUCCGAGAGCGCAUAUGGCGCGUGUCUCUACAUACAAUCGGUAAACAAGAUUCAUGGCGAGAUAACGGUCAAACUAUUAUGUUCAAAGGCAAGAGAAGCCCCUCUAAAGAAGCAGUCAAUACCCCGGCUAGAAUUAUGCAGUGCAUUAUUAUUGGCAAGAUUAAUUGAUAAGAUUCGACAAGCGAUUCAUGUAAAAAUUGAAGGAAUAUACGGGUGGACGGACUCCAUGGUUGUAUUGUACUGGCUUCGUGGAGACACUUCUCGAUGGAAACCCUUUGUAUCCCAUCGCAUAGCUGAAAUUAUCGAGAUUUUGCCUGCCAUUCAUUGGAAGCAUGUUAAGGGUUCUGAGAAUCCUGCGGAUUUAAUAUCAAGAGGAACUACGCCUUCUCGACUCAAGGAUAGUCAUUUGUGGUGGCAAGGCCCCGAGUGGUUAACCAAUCCACACCUACUGGCAAGAAACAAAGAACUUUAUUGGGAACUCACGGAAGAUGAGCUUUCUGAAGCAGAAGUGGAAGUUAAAAAGGAAUCACGAGUUUGCAAUCUAAAUAUGUAUCAACCAUCUGCGAUUAGAAUGUUAAAUGAGAUAACUGAAAGUUUAACUAAGGAUUGUUCCACAUUAACAAAGAUUGAGCGUUCUUUCGCUUAUUGUCUUAGAUUUAUAUCUAAUAUUUGCAAGAAGAAGAAGAAUAGGAUCUUAGGCAGAUUAUCAUUGUUAGAACUAAAUAAGGCCAGACAGGAGUUAAUUAAAUAUUUUCAGCGCAUAUACUUCGGAGAGAAAUUAAAGAGUUUGCAAGAUAAACGUCAAUUGAGUCAAUCAAGCCAAUUACAUCAACUACAAGCAUUUUUGGAUGAAGAUGGUAUUCUCAGGGUGGGCGGCCGACUUCAAGAGGCACCAUGGAAAUUCGAAAGAAGGCACCCAAUCUUGUUACCUGCACAAUACAAAAUUACACGUUUGCUGAUUGAAAGAGAGCAUCGUACUUUGUUACAUGCCAGUCAACAAUUGUUAUUAGCUUCAAUACGCCAACAAUAUUGGCCAUUAAACGCGAGAAACUUGGUGCGACGGAUUUGCCGUUCUUGUGUCUGGUGCAUCAGAAACAAUCCAAAGGGAUUAACGCAAGCAAUGGGAUCUUUACCUGUCGACAGAAUUAAGCCUACGCGAGCAUUCACUAUUACUAGAGUGGAUUUUGCCGGUCCAAUAGUCACACUUGUCAACAAGGGACGAGAUCGGAGAACGUGUAAAUCUUACAUGGCAUUAUUUAUAUGCUUCUCCACAAGAGCUAUUCAUUUAGAAGCGACAAGUGAAUUAACAACGGCAGCGUUUCUAGCUGCUUUGCGCAGAUUCAUAGGUCGUCGAGGUUUACCAAGCAAAAUUUGCAGCGAUAAUGCUACAAAUUUUAUAGGCGCUAAGCGAGAGCUAAGUGAACUCUACGUAUUCAUACGUUCAUCAAUUAAUGGAAGUGUUGGUGAUGCCUUACAAGAAAGGGGUAUAGAGUGGAGCUUCAUCCCACCUUACUCACCUCAUCUUGGUGGCUUAUGGGAAGCAGGAGUAAAAUCUUGCAAAUAUCAUUUGAAACGAGUAAUGGGCAACACUUUAUUCACGUUCGAGGAAUUAACUACGUCUCUAGUGCAAAUUGAGGCAUGCUUAAAUUCAAGACCACUAUCGCCUCUGUCUUCGGAUCCAUCAGAUUUGCAACCUUUAACUCCGGGACAUUUCCUCAUAGGAGAGCCGUUGAAUAGUCUUCCUGAGAACGACUUAAUUGACGUUGGGAUCAAUUGCCUCGAUAGAUGGGAAAAAAUUCAGCGUUCCGUCCAAGAUUUUUGGAAACGGUGGGCGGCCGAGUACGUGUCCAAUCUACAAAGUCGUGUUAAAUGGAAAUCAAGACAGGAAAAUGUGAAGAUCAACGAUCUUGUUCUUCUGAAGGAUGAAAAUCUUCCGCCCUUAAAAUGGAAAACGGGUCGCAUAACCGAGCUUCAUGCUGGCAAGGAUAAUUUAGUGCGAGUCGUGACCGUACGCACAGCAAAUGGUAUUUGUAAACGAGCUAUAGCCAAACUUUGUAAACUACAUGUAAGCGAUGAUACCGAUAAAAAAGAUUAG
Linepithema humile (Argentine ant) is the source of this 2847-nucleotide messenger RNA. RefSeq lists its product as uncharacterized. NCBI's taxonomy places the organism in Eukaryota, Metazoa, Arthropoda, Insecta, Hymenoptera, Formicidae. The record is from RefSeq and is a predicted model, not a curated record.